Molecule: messenger RNA, 1618 nt
Organism: Cucurbita pepo subsp. pepo (vegetable marrow)
Lineage: Eukaryota; Viridiplantae; Streptophyta; Magnoliopsida; Cucurbitales; Cucurbitaceae
Source: RefSeq, a predicted model, not a curated record
AUGAAGAUUCUUUAUUUAUUUAUUUAUUUAUUUAUUUAUUAGAAAGAACAACCGGGAAGAUCCCGUCGUUUGUUCAAUGGCGAACUGAUUGAAUUCCAUGAUUGUUUUUCUUUUUCGAUCGCGGAAGUCUUCGAAUCCCACUAAUUUCAAGCAAUGAUUCGACAUUGCUUUGUUACGGAACUCUGCUUUAAUGCCUAAUCGAGGAAUCGUUUUACCAGAUUAACAAAUUCAAGAUUCCCGUUGGAACUGGAAGUCAAAAAUCCGUUCCACUUUCCAUUUCUCCUUUUCUCUUUUCUUGCAGAAGGAUUUGAUUUUAUUGUCUUCGUUGUGCGUUCCUCCUUUGAAGUGAAGUGGAUUUUGCCAUCAAUCGCGGAUAGGGGAAGCAAUUUGAGAAACCGAGACGAUGGCGGCGGCAGUCUCUUGUGUUUGAACGUUCCUGGUUUUCAUACCUCGUUUUUUCUGUUUUUCUUUUCCUUAGUCGGUGAAGAGGCGUGGCGUAAUGGAAUUACAAAGCUACGUAUUUUGAUUUCAAUAAAAGCUUGAAAUCUCCUUUAAAACUUCAUUUGUGAGAGAAUAAUUUAUGCUCUUUGGCCAGUUGGACUUGGAUUAUACCCUUUUGGAUAUACUGGUAUCUGCCUUGUAGCUGAGGAUUUUGAUUAAUUUUGGCUGAUUUCAUCGUUUUUCUUUGUUCAUUAGACAAGAAGAGGUUCUUAAGAUUUGGAAGAGAAUCUGAUUUCAUCGUUUUUCUUUGGUCAUUAGACAAGAAGAGGUUCUUAAGAUUUGGAAGAAUUUGAUAGAGUCUGAAAUUGAUGGGGGCUGCAAAUUCAAGGGAGGAACCAUCGGUUCCGUCCGUUUCAUCAUCGUCGUGGAGUGAUGCAUAUGCUCAAUCCCCAUAUACUCAAACCCCUUAUGCUCAGGAAACAUACGCUCGACCCCCAUAUGGUCAGCAAAGUCAGAGUUAUGUGCCACAGCAAUCAUUUUCCUCACCGCAGUGUUACCCUCCUCCUGAAAACUACCAUGGUGGUGCUGCUGCUGAUAAUAGAAAGAAGUUCGACAGACGAUACUCGAGAAUUGCUGAUGAUUACAAGUCCUUCGAGGAGGUAACAGGAGCUCUUGCUCGUGCUGGGCUCGAGUCAUCCAAUCUCAUUAUUGGAAUUGAUUUCACAAAGAGCAAUGAAUGGACAGGUGCAAGAUCAUUUAACAAACGAAGCCUUCAUGACAUCAGUAAUGGUCCCAAUCCUUAUGAACAAGCCAUAUCCAUUGUUGGGAAAACGAUGUCUGCUUUUGAUGACGAUAACUUGAUUCCGUGUCUUGGAUUUGGAGAUGCAUCUACACACGAUCAAGAGGUCUUUAGUUUCUAUCCAGAAGGGAGAUUUUGUAAUGGAUUUGAGGACGUGUUGAAUCGUUAUAGGGAAAUCGUUCCCCAUCUACGUCUUGCAGGACCAACAUCAUUUGCCCCUGUUAUUGAGAUGGCAACGACAAUUGUGGAGCAGAGUGGUGGCCAAUAUCACGUUCUGUUGAUAAUUGCUGAUGGGCAGGUGACUAGAAGUGUGGACACUGAGCACGGGAGGCUAAGUCCACAAGAGCAGAAAACAGUUGAUGCCAUUGUGGCAGCAAG